UACCUACAAGUUCUAUCAGCGAACAUGUUGAAAGCACUACUGGCAGCUAUUUGUACCUGGUUACUAUGUGCGAGUGUGCUGAGCGCACCGCCGGCUUCGCCGCGGCGUCGCUCGCGCGGGCGCACCAAACUGUACACCGUGUUCGACCCCAUAUUCGGAACCGUAACCCCCUCUUCAGACAUAAAAGACUUUGCAGAUUAUGUGUUCGGCCGUUACGCGGUUCUGCGGGAUGACAACGAAAAUGACAACGACAACGAUUACGACGAUACCGAGGCGACCACAAACAGCGGCGAGGACCUGCGCCCCUCCAAGUCCAACAUCGCCGCGAACGUGGGCUUCGAGCAGUACUGGCCCAAGGGCGAGUGGGUGUACAGGAAAGCGGAGUUGGACUUCUGCAACAGCACCGGCAGCUGCGGGGAAAUGGUCAAGGAGUACGGGGUGAUCUGCGCCGGGAACCACGACUUGUCGGCGCACCACACCUUCGAGAACAUCUGCGAGAUGGACGACGCCAACUGCCGCGACGGAUCCUACACGGUGUUCACCACGAAGGACGAGCUGAAGAACGAGAGCCUCACGUGGAUCCCGAUCACCACGUCGGGCCAGAUCACCAUGAAGAUCUCCUCGAAGAAGCAGCUGUGGUUCAUCCUGACGCGCAACAGGAACUUCUUCUCCCGCCCCAAGAGAGCGUUCGUGUACGGGUACGCGUGCUGGAACUUCGAGACGUGCGUGCGCAUCGUGUCCGGCGACGGCGUGUUCCUGCCGCACCCCUACUACUGGACCAUACACGACACGCGCUCCCUCGCGCAGUACUGGGACUACCGUUUGGCCGACCCCGAGUAUGACUACUGGAAAAGCAAAAAGUUUUUACUAAAUCAAUACGUACAUCAGUGGAGAUUGAGUUGGAAUGAAAGCACCGGGUUCGUCGGGUUCACGUAAGUAUAUCAAGAGAGAUGGGAGCGAAUUCCGGCCGCUGAACGACACCAACCAGUCCAAGGCGUUCCCCGCGCGCUACCUGGGGCUGGCGGGCGGCUCGCCGGCCGAGCCCGCCUGGUGGGAGCUGGACGGCCCCGGAAUCGGCAGAGGACACCGUACCGUAGCAAGGAGUCACCGAGUCAGUGGGCGCGGUGCGGGUACAGUGUGGGGGCUUGGGUAGUAACGAGUAGUCAGUAAGUCGGGCGGUGGUGGUGUCCGACAGGGUACCUGAUCGCGUACCGCGGC
Molecule: messenger RNA, 1218 nt
Organism: Leguminivora glycinivorella
Lineage: Eukaryota; Metazoa; Arthropoda; Insecta; Lepidoptera; Tortricidae
Exons: 10
Coding region: 25-936 (303 amino acids)
Source: RefSeq, a predicted model, not a curated record